AACACCGAUUCCAGAUUGUACAGCAGAUACGGUAACCGACGCCUUCUUUAACACAUGGAUUUCGAGAUACGGAGCACCCGCAAUAAUCACCACAGACAGAGGAGCACAAUUUGAAUCGGCACUCUUCGACGCAUUGGUCAAACUGAUAGGGAGCACAAGGAUUAGAACCACCGCCUAUCAUCCGCAAGCCAAUGGAAUGAUAGAGAGGUGGCACCGUUCAUUGAAGUCAGCGAUUAAAUGUCACAACACACAAAAUUGGGCAGAAGUUUUACCUAUGGUACUACUGGGACUACGAACGAGUUAUAAAGAAGACAUUCAAGCAUUAGCCGCAGAAUUGGUAUAUGGAAGCACCCUAAAACUACCCGGAGAAUACUUCACCUUUGAGGACCCAAUCGGACAUCCACAAAUAUUCGCAGAAAAGUUAAGAGAACGAAUACGCCAGACACGGAAACCCGUCGCAGAUCAUCACACCAAGAGAAAGACAUUUAUACACAAGGACUUGGAAAGUGCCACACACGUAUUCGUACGAGUCGACCGUCCCAGAGGACCUUUGGAGCUGCCCUACGAGGGGCCAUUCCGAAUUAUAAAAAGAAAUUCUGAUUUCCUUUACAGGGUCGAUUACAAGGGACAACCGGAGGAAAUUAACAUAGAUAGGCUCAAACCCGCUUUUAUCGAGGGAGCGGAAGAAGAAGUGACAUCCCCCAGCAGCAUAGACGACCAACCAGGGCCGUCAGAGACACCUAGUCAGAGGAGCAAAAGACAGCAGGAACGAAAAAUUCAGUUCGUGACUCGACACACGAGUCACUAGAAGGGGAGUGAUGUGGCGUUUGACUUGUCCAAACGCACCAGUCCAAAGCAACUUGUCCAAUUCCCUGGACAAGACGAACGAUGGCAACACCGGACAUAGAGGAACGCAUCUACACUCUCUAUGGUCCUUGUUCGUUCUCCCGCUGCUUCUCCAAAAAGACAGACUAGUCAUCGCCGAUAUAAAAUCGUUAUAUGUAACGUUAUCUUAUUCGUAAUUAGUGAAUAAUAUUUGUUAUGAUUUUGUAA
Molecule: messenger RNA, 1053 nt
Organism: Wasmannia auropunctata (little fire ant)
Lineage: Eukaryota; Metazoa; Arthropoda; Insecta; Hymenoptera; Formicidae
Exons: 1
Coding region: 197-808 (203 amino acids)
Molecular function (GO): nucleic acid binding
Source: RefSeq, a predicted model, not a curated record